This is a messenger RNA of Leguminivora glycinivorella, 4885 nucleotides long. It is a transcript of the gene Men-b, whose product is annotated as NADP-dependent malic enzyme-like. Gene Ontology annotation, molecular function: malate dehydrogenase (decarboxylating) (NAD+) activity; NAD binding; malate dehydrogenase (decarboxylating) (NADP+) activity. NCBI's taxonomy places the organism in Eukaryota, Metazoa, Arthropoda, Insecta, Lepidoptera, Tortricidae. Gene Ontology annotation, biological process: pyruvate metabolic process; malate metabolic process. Gene Ontology annotation, cellular component: mitochondrion. The record is from RefSeq and is a predicted model, not a curated record.
UCAGUCAUCACUGCCAUUAAACGUAUGGAGGGCGUUUCAAUUAUUCUAAAGAAAUAGUGCUUAAUAGACGGGAAGACAUCGCUAAAUUUUAUUAGGCUUUCAAAAUUGUAGAUGAAGCAGUAAUUUCGCAAUGUUUUCGACGCUCCCAAGAUCAUUGUUACACAACAAAAGCUCCGGUUUUCCAACCCGGGUGCUUGCACUAGCCCUAGCGAAAUGCCCUGCCAUCGGCGAAUGCUCUUCCCCGACCCGUGCACACCACGAGGUCACCGGCGACAUAUUAUGCCCCAACAUGGUUCGAGGAAUAGAUCAUCUGAAAGACCCUCGUCUUAACAAGGGCCUCGCCUUCACCUUAGAAGAACGACAAUAUCUUGGCAUCCAUGGCCUCUUAGCAGCCAAGUUCAAAACGCAAGAAGAACAACUGGAUAUCUGCAGGAUUUCUAUAGACAGAUACGAGGACAAUUUGAACAAAUAUCUCUACCUCGUCGAGUUACAGGACAGGAACGAGAAACUUUUCUUCAGGCUUCUCUCGGAGAACGUUGAGAAAUACCUGCCGAUUGUUUAUACGCCGACCGUGGGUUUAGCUUGCCAGAGAUUUGGCCUCAUCUACAGAAGACCAAGAGGUCUGUUCAUUACAAUUAACGAUAAAGGACAUAUUUUCAACAUUCUUAGAAACUGGCCUGAACCCGACGUGAGAGCCAUUGUAUUCACUGACGGUGAAAGAAUCUUAGGUCUCGGCGACCUUGGAGCUUAUGGCAUGGGCAUUCCUGUGGGUAAACUGUCACUUUACACUGCCCUAGCCGGCAUUAAACCACAUCAGUGUUUGCCCAUCACCUUGGACGUUGGAACCAACAACCAGGAUCUCCUAGAAGACCCCCUUUACAUCGGUCUGAGACAGAAACGUGUACGUGGUAAGGAGUAUGACGAUUUUAUCGACGAAUUCAUGGAAGCCUGUGUAAAGAGAUACGGACAAAAUACCUUGCUGCAGUUUGAAGACUUCGCGCUUCUGAACGCCGGGCGCCUGCUAGAGAAGUACCGCAACAAGUACUGCACGUUCAAUGACGACAUCCAAGGCACUGCCAGCGUGGCCGUCGCGGGCCUUAUGGCCGCCGUGCGCAUCACCAAGAGAAAACUCAGCGAAAACAUCUAUAUGUUCCUUGGCGCAGGAUCUGCCUCCAACGGCAUCGCACACUUGGCUUGCGCCGCGAUGAUGCAAGAAGGCUUGACGGAGCAGCAAGCGCGCGACCGCGUGUACAUGUUCGAUAUUGAUGGACUAUUGUCCACUAAGCGCGAGGGCGGAGUUCCGUCGCACGCGACCGCGUUUGGCAAAAACAUCGAACCCAUGAAGGACUUUGCUGCUGCUGUCGCGAAGAUCAAGCCCAGCUGUCUUAUUGGUUGCUCGACGGUGGGCGGGACAUUCACCCCGGAGAUUCUGAAGCAGAUGGCCAAGAACACUGACAGGCCCGUCAUAUUCGCGCUCUCGAACCCCACUAGCAAAGCGGAGUGCACCGCGCAGGCGGCUUUUGACAACACUGAUGGUAAAUGCGUGUACGCGUCCGGAUCUCCGUUCCCGCCAGUGAAGCAUGGCAACAAGGAGUACCAUACGGGGCAGGGCAACAACUCGUACAUCUUCCCGGGCGUCGCGCUCGGCGCAGGGACGCAUCACACCACUGCCGCCAGGACUCUUGCUAACUUUGUCAGCGACGAAGAUUUGGCUAUUGGACGCAUCUAUCCGCCACUGGCCCAAGUGAAAGAAGUAUCUCUUCAGAUCGCAGUUGAAUGCGCCAAGAUGGCAUACGAGGAAGGUCUAGCCUCAUUGUACCCAGAACCAAAAGACAUCGCCAAACACGUUGAAAGCCAAAUCUACGAUUUCAACUACGAAACCGCCAUGCCGGAGGUCUGGCAAUGGAAACCCGAAGAAACAUUCGAAGUGCGCCCCAUACAGCCUGUUCCCAAAAAUAUUUAAACACGGUGAACUUGUUAUGAACAAGCUUUACUUGUCAACACUAACGCAUUUCUCCCACUUUUCAGUAACAUGUUUGCAUGAGGUAAUAAUAAGACAAUAGAAAAUCAUGCAAAAGCGGUACGUAUGACUUACAUUAAAGUAUUAACCAGUUCUCACUAAUUAAAGUACCCAGUCCAAGUAACCUUUAUAUGUAAGUAUUUAUUUUCAAGUAGAAAACUAGUUGUUCCUGCGUAUUAGCACAUGCAGAAGUUAGUAGUUUUAGGAAACAGAGUUCAAAUAUGUGUAUUUAUAUUCACGUUGUCGUGAUGCCUUUCUAAGGUUCGUAUUCCAACUAGCGCGCCGCUAAUCAAGUUAGGUAAAAUAUGUAAGACAGGUUUUAUACUGGAUAUUUGAUAUUCUAACUAAGUCCAAUGAGGAGGCACACUGAAAGGUUAUGACAGAUGGCGCCACCCUAUUAGUCCAUUGCACAGGUAAAGAAUUUCACACGUAAGAGCGAGAAGAUGAUAUGUUUUUUCUCUCUCACAUAUGAAUGACAGUGACAUGCCUAGGCACUUGAACAGGCGCCGCCUGGCGGGAUAAAAUGUCAGUCUGCCUCCUCGUUAUAUGUCUGCGUGCAUUACUUAUGACCCUAGACACUUUUCUCAGAAUUCAUGGUGUACAACUAAUUAAAAUUAAAAAAAUUGGCUGACAUUGCUCAACCAUAAAAUAUUACACAUCGUGCAAUAGUGGAUACGUACCGUCGUUGGGUGUCAGAGUAUUCUGGUAUUUAGUCGUUGAUUGCGUAUUUUGACCAUUUGGACUUGAAAAUAUAUCCUAAUCUUCAGUAUACAUUCAACCGUGAAAGGCGCAUUUAAAGUAUUAUACAAAUAAAAAAACCAUUAACCUGAAACUUCAGAUGUAGUUUAGGUUUAGUUACUUUUCAACAAAGCGCUAGAUGGGAUUCGUACCAGCUUCAAUUACACGUAAUAUUAAUAAACAAUAGUAUUCUAAAAAGUACUUAGUAUUUCAUGUUCAUAGUUAAAAAUCGGAUGUAGAAAUUAUUGUUUAAUUUUUGACUAAAUGGAAUGUUAUUUAAUAUUUAUUUAGUAAUUAUUAACUAUCACGUUUGUAAGACAAUUAACAUUGAAUGUGUGUAUGUAUUUCAUCGUUAAAAUCCAUUUCAUUUUGAUGAAUGUUGUGAGCGUUUCAAACAAUAAAUAAUACAUAGUAAAUAUAACCUUAAAAAUAAAGCUCUAGUCAUUGCAGCAUAAAAAAGUGUCCUAAAGCAUACAAAGUGCAAGUCGUGAUGUGUUUAAAUGCAUUUUCUUAUUAUGUUACAAUUUUGACAGUAUCGAAUCAAGUAUUAUAUGGCGACAUGAAUAACAUUUCUAUUAGCAAAUUUUACAAAGCAUUAAUGUCAUUAGUUAGGUCUCAUUUUAUAGAAAACUUAAAGCGUUGUUAGUGUCAUUACGCUGGUAAAUAUGAAAACAAUUAUUAUCAAAUUUUUGGAAAAAGUAUGGUUAUUCCCGAAAAAUCGUCUAAAAAAAUUCCUAGCCCAUAAAGUUCUCUUAGGGCCAGUUGUAUCAACCACAUUUGAAAGACAUGGAACUUCCCAUACAAUUAAAUUUAACAAAUGCUUUAACGAUGACAAACGGUUCGAUGCAAACGGCCCUUAGUCUUCACAUGUCUUGCAUGGACAUGCUUGAUGAAAAAAAAACGUGUUUUGUUUUCUGCUAGAUGGGACCUAAAUAAAAUACUAAUAAAGUAAUAAUUAUAAGCAAUGAAUUGUCUCCACUACUCGAAGGUGUCUGUCUAUUGACUUUGUGAGGUGUAUAUUUGUAUAAUUAUUUUUAUUUAUUUUAUACAUAUUUUACCUACUUUCGUUUAGUUUUCUUAUUUUUUUAUUUAUUGAAUCAUAUUAACUUUACUAUUCAAACACAAAAUGUUCGCAUUAUUGGAAGUAAGAGUAACAAGUGAUAUACAAAAACACUAUUAUAUUAUCCUAAAACAAACACUAGUGGUCUCAAUUUCGUAACAAAAAUGUGUUGAAAUAUUAAACUAUAAAAAUAUGUUAAGCUAGGAAAAAUCAACAUACAGACACUAAGUUCACCUCAUUUUUCCAUCUUUCGUACCUACUUGUUAUUUAGUUCUCAUGAAUAUAUUCGAGUAGUACUGGAACCUGAUUGCUACGUAUGAAAGUACGCUAAAAUUAUAGUUAUACACGUAAACUAGAGUAAAUUCAUAUUAGUUUAAAAAAUAUAGGAAUCUGGGUGGCUAGCCGAAUGGCACAAUCGCUCACGAAACGCUCACGAAACGAAGCGCUAGUAGAUAUCUAUCUCUAUCGCGCUUGCGUAUUGGCGCGACAGAGCCAGCGGCGUAUCGCUUUCGUUUGGCGUCGGAGAAAUGCCAUUCAGCUACGGGGCCAGAUUUCGUUAAGUAUUAUUUUUUAUGUUCAGUAUUUGAAAACAGUGAGACUUGUUCUUCGCAGGGCGAAACAUUUACCUCUUUAAACGUAUUUGUAAGUAUUACAAUGUCAUAAUUUAUUUUUAAUUAGGUUCGUAUCUGUCGAUACAAAGUGAUAUGUUGCUGUGACGAUGUAUGUUAAAAUGAUUAACCUGUACGAUGUAAAAUUUGUUUCGAAAAAUCGACCACGGGUUGCAUUAUUUAAUUUGCAUAUUAUUGACAUCAUGGAAUUAAUAUAAAAUAUAUUUCACAGGCGGUGAAGUCAGCCAUUGGCAACAUUCACUUGUUUUUUGGUCAAUUAAUAAUUUUGGACUCACACCAGCGUCCUGUUUACAAUAUAGCGACGUAGAUCAAUUUUAUGAAUUAUUUUACGUAUACCUCUUACAAUUUUAUCACAGGUUUAUUGUUUAGGUCGGUGUAGUUGAAAACUGUUGCAUACAAUUAUGGAUGUUACUAAAAUAAACAUGUUCUAAACAAUAA